Brassicogethes aeneus is the source of this 2093-nucleotide messenger RNA. The record is from the annotation of a GenBank genome assembly. NCBI's taxonomy places the organism in Eukaryota, Metazoa, Arthropoda, Insecta, Coleoptera, Nitidulidae.
GUUAAACCCGCGCCAAUACCAGCUUAAGUUAACGCCAGGUUACGCCACUGAUUGGCCGGAUAAAUUCGAAAAGAAAGACAAGGCUACUAGUCGCUCAAUUACGUUUUCGUGUUGUUUACGUUAAAUAAAGUGAUAGUAAGACAACGCGACGGUAUCAGUUAGUUACUCGCCAUCUAAUACUCCUCACCGCAAAAGCGUUAGACAUGUCGUCGUCUCUCAACGAAAUCAAGGAAAAAUUGAACGGGUACAAUCAGCAGCAGUUGCUGGCCACUUGGGAGCUGCUGGAUCGGGAGAAGCAGCUGGGGUUUGUUAAACACGUCAACGCAAUCGACUUCGAAGAAGCUAAUUUCCUGUUCAAGAAGGCCAAGCAAUCCAUGGAGUCGGAUAUCAAGAAGCUGGAUGAUUUUAUGACUCCUGUCCCGGCGACGCAGUAUCAGUCCGAGGAAAAAGUUUGUGCCAAAACUCUGGACGAGUACCGUUCAAUCGGUUUGGAAGCUAUAUCCAACAACGAAGUGGCGGUGUUACUGCUAGCGGGAGGGCAAGGCACGAGGCUGGGUUCCGACAACCCAAAGGGGAUGUUCUCGGUUGGGCUACCGUCGGGAAAAACCCUGUUCCAAAUACAAGCAGAGAGAAUCAGACGCGUCACCGCCCUGGCAAAGGAAAAGUACGGAAAGUUCGGCACCAUACCGUGGUACAUCAUGACCAGCGGGCCCACGGAUAGAACAACCCAUAAAUUCUUGGUCGCUAAAAACUACUUCGACCUGAACGAAAAGGACGUCAUCCUCUUCCAGCAAGGGCUGCUUCCUUGCUACGAUUUCGAAGGGAAAAUACUGUUGAACGAAAAAGACCACGUUGCCUUCGCUCCGGACGGAAACGGCGGUAUCUACAAAGCUCUAGCCAAACACGGCAUCCUCAACGAUAUGGAGAAGCGCGGGGUUAAAUACGUGCAUGUGCACAGCGUCGAUAAUAUUUUGGUUAAAGUGGCCGAUCCUGUUUUCAUCGGUUAUUGUGUAUCCAAGCAGGCCGAAUGCGGUGCCAAAGUGGUGAAAAAAGCCAACCCCAACGAACCUGUCGGCGUUAUUUGUCAAGUGGAUGGUAAAUAUCAGGUCGUGGAGUACAGCGAAAUAACGGAAAAAACCGCCCUACUGAAGAACGAAAACGGGGAUUUGAAAUUCAACGCCGGUAACAUCUGCAACCACUUUUUCUCCACCUCGUUCCUACGCAAAGUCGUUAAUGAAUGUCUCAAUGAUAUUAAGGUUCACGUGGCUAUAAAAAAAAUCCCUUACACCAACGCGCUGGGAAAAAAAGUGACACCGGUGGAAGCCAAUGGUAUUAAAAUCGAGAAGUUCAUUUUCGAUGUGUUUCAGUUCGCCGAGAAGUUCGUGAUUUGGGAGGUGCCUCGCAAUGAAGAGUUCAGUGCUCUCAAAAAUUCUGAUGAGGCAGGUAAGGACUGCCCGAUGACGGCCCGAAACGACUUGCUGGCUUUGCAUAGGGCCUACGUCGAGAAGGCCGGGGGAAGAAUCGAGGCCGGGGAAGUGGAAAUUUCCCCCCUGCUGUCCUAUGCAGGGGAGAACUUGGAGAACAUCGUCAAAGGCGUGACCUAUAACAACAAAGGAGCAAUCCAGUUGCUGCCGGAAAAUAAAUUGAACGGCGUUAAUGGCAAACAUUAACAAUAUGUUUCGUGUUAAAUUCCUCUACGUGCGGACUAAGUGAAAGUAAGUAAGAACCGUCCUUGACUUUAUAAACGAAAGUAAAUCUACUUGUAUUAAUCGGAAUUCCAAUUUCAUUGUUUAUAAAUCGCUUUUUAAGGGUUAAGUUUCCUUGUUUUAAAUGUGAUAAUGCAAUUCUUGACUGAAUGUAAAACCCUGUUUUAUAUUUAUUUUUAACGAUAUACAAUAAUUUAAAAUAUGUUUUAUCUAGUAACAAUAGACAAAUAUUUUGCCAGCUACGAACGAAUGUUUAAAUACCAUUGUUUUAUACUAUUAUAAUAAUUAUGUACUUAUGUAAGGAUUAAGAAAAUGUAUUUUUUUACAAUUUUGCUAAAUAUACCUAAAUUAAACUUUUAUAAUAAAUUUACACUGAAAAUAAAAAAU